AGUUUCCAACAAAAUUCUAAGCUGAUGAUACACCAGAGGAGUCACACAGGAGACAAACCAUAUAAAUGUCCAGAUUGUGGGAAAGGUUUUAACUGGAAUUCUGAGUUGGAAGUACACCAGAGGACUCACACAGGAGAAAAACCAUAUGAGUGCCCGGAUUGUGGGAAAGACUUCCAUAGAAAUUCUGACUAAGUGAUACACCAGAGAACUCACACAGGAGAGAAACCGUAUGAGUGUCUGCAUUGUGGAAAAAGAUUCAGUGAGAAUUCUAGCCUGGUGGUACAUGAGAGAACUCACACAGGAAUAAAACCAUUCAAGUGUCUGGAUUGUUGGAAAAGUUUCAAUCAUAAUUCCUGCCUGGUGAGUCACCAGAGGACUCACACGGGAGAGAAACCAUAUGAAUGUCUGGAUUGUGGGAAAAGUUUCAGGCUUAAUUCCAAGCUGGUAAUACACCAGAGAACUCACAGAGGAGAGAGACUUUAUGAAUGUCUGCAUUGUGGAAAAAGAUUCAGUAAGAAUUUCAGACUGGUGGUACACAACAGAAUUCACACAGGAGAAAAACCAUUCAAGUGUUUGGAUUGUGGGAAAAGUUUCACUUGUUAUUCCUACCUGUUUAGACAUCAGAGAUGUCAUGCAGGAGACAAACCAUAUGAGUGCCCAGAUUGUGGAAAGGAUUAUUUUUGGAAAAGUGACAUGUUGAAACAUCAGUCUACUCACAUAGAAGAGAAAUCAUAUAAAUGUCAUGUUUGUGGGAAGUGUUUCGGUCAGAAUUCCUACCUGGUGACACACCAGAGGAUUCACAUGGAAGGGAAAACAUAUAAGUGUGCAGAUUGUGGGGGACAUUUCAGAAAGAAUUCACAGCUGGUGAUACACCAGAGGACUCACACAGGAGAGAAGCCAUAUGAGUGUCCGGAUUGUGGGAAAGAUCUCAGUAGUAGGACAAGCCUUAUGAAUCAUGUAAGGUUACACACAGGAGAGAAACCAUUCAAGUGUCUGGAUUGUGGAAAAUGUUUCAGUCAUAAUUCCUACCUGAUGAAACACCAGAGAACUCACACAGGAGAGAAACCAUAUGAAUGUCCGGAUUGUGGAAAAGGUUUCAGUCAGAAUUCCCACCUGUCUAGUCACCAGAGGACUCACACGGGAGAAAAACCAUUCAAGUGUCUGGAUUGUGGGAAAAGAUUCAGACAGACUUCUACUCUGGUGGUACACCAGAGAACUCACACAGGAGAGAAACUGUAUGAGUGUCUGCAUUGUGGAAAAAGAUUCAAUGAGAAUUCUAGCCUGGUGGCACAUGAGAGAACUUGCACAGGAAUAAAACCAUUCAAGUGUCUGGACUGUGGGAAAAGUUUCAAUUACAAUUCCCAGCUGGUGAAUCACCAGAGGAUUCACACGGGAGAGAAACCAUAUGAAUGUCUGGAUUGUGGGAAAAGUUUCAGGCUUAAUUCCAAGCUGGUGAUACACCAGAGAACUCACACAGGAGAGAGACCGUAUGAGUGUCUGCAUUGUGGAAAAAGAUUCAGUCAGAAUUUCAGUCUGGUGAUACACAACAGAAUUCACACAGGAGAAAAACCAUUCAAGUGUCUGGAUUGUGGGAAAAGUUUCCGUGAGAAUUCCUCCCUGGUGGGUCACCAGAGAACUCACACAGGAGAGAGACCUUAUGAGUGUCUGCAUUGUGGAAAAAGAUUCAGUCAGAAUUUCAGUCUGGUGAUACACAACAGAAUUCACACAGGAGAAAAACCAUUCAAGGGUCUGGAUUGUGGGAAAAGUUUCCGUGAGAAUUCCUCCCUGGUGGGUCACCAGAGAACUCACACAAGAGAGAGAAAGUAUGAGUGCCCACAGUGUGGAAAGGAUUUCUCUUGGAGAAGUGACAUGGUGAAACAUCAGUCUACUCACAUAGAAGAAAAAUCAUAUAAAUGUCCUGAUUGUGGGAAAUGUUUCAGCCAGAAUUCCUACCUGGUAAAACACCAGAGGACUCACAUAGGAGAGAAGCCGUAUGAGUGUCCGGAUUGUGGGAAAGUUCUCAGUAGUAGGUCUAGCCUUAUAAAUCAUGUAAGGUUACACACAGGAGAGAAACCAUUCAAAUGCCCAGAUUGUGGAAAAUGUUUCACAAAUUAUUCUACCCUUUUCACACACAAGAAAUCACACAGGGAAAAUUUGAUGUAUGUAGAGGAAUGUUGAAUUUCAUUUCUCUAAUUGGAAGCCCAGCUGAGAAACUAAACUUUUAAUUUCUUGCCAUAUUCAUUUUAGUCAAAUGUGUUUUAGUAUCAAACAUGAGGGAGAAGAUCUGAGCUUCCUUUCUCUGGCCCAGUGUGGUCCUUCCCUUCCACACAGUCAAGGGGAACUGCUGUGCUGGGACAGUGAAAGCCAGCUUGCAUCUGUAUUAAGUGUGUUUGCCGCCUUGAGCUAUUUCUACACAUAAAUAUAUUAUUUGUUUAGAAAAUGUAUAUGCCAACCCAGCUCCUGGUGAGUGGGUGGCUUGCAGUAAUAAAACCGUAAUACAGAAACUGAUAAGUUGCAUAUGUUGCAAAAUGGCAACGUUCAAAGCCUCCACCUUUGCCCUCAAAUACAGCGCACCUCUAGCAAGCUUGAUGGCAUUUGGAUGGUCAUGGAAUCCCAAAACGGUAAUUCUUGCUUUUGUUGAAAUUAAAAAUUAACCAGGCCACCUGGCUCUAUUAUGGCCCUCCUUAUGCCAUUCUUGUUCAAAAGUGGUCAUCUUUCUCCUUGCAAAGAGUUAAAUUGGAGAGGUUAACCACAGGAUUAGAUCUUCCUUGCUUUACUGAAGACUAGGAGAUAAUGACAGGUGCCCUGUUUGCUCAGUGGUCAGAAUGCAGUAUUGCUGGCUGACUCUGCCCACAGCCUGGAAUUCGAUCCUGAGGGGGCCUGUGGAAGUUAACUCAGCCCUCCAUCUUUCUGGGAUCGGUAAAAUGAGAACCCAGAUUUUUGGGAGAAUAUGCUGACACUGUAAGCUGAGAGUGCUAUAAAGCACAGUGGGGUGAUGUAUUAAUUCCAAGUGCAAUUGCUACAAUUAAAAAAAAAAGCUUUAAAUGUGAUGACCAGCAUCUUCAGUUGCACCUGUAAAGAAAGAAACUUGCAGCAACUCGCACCACAAUAAUAUGAUAUGGGCAACCUAGAGGCCCUCAUUACUUUGUGCGUUGGGACAUUCUGGACCAGUUAGAAUUUCCGGGUGGUCCAGGGCAGUGAUCCAAACUGGAGGUGACCAAGGCAUGAUUGAGCCCUGUGCAAGGCCUCCCUGGUCUAGGAAAGGACACAGUUGGAGCACCAGAUAAAUCUCUGCAAAGCCCCUCCCCCACCUGUGAUCUUCUCAAGCAGGAGCCAUGAGACCCCAAGUUGUGCACCAGCUCAGUUGACAAAGGAGAUCACAUGACCCCAGGACACUGAAACUCACAAAUAUGAGUCAAUUGCCAAGCGUCAUAAUUUGGUCACGUGACAAGGGGGAUGCUGCAAUGGUUGUAAGUGUGAAAAAUGAUCAUAUGUCACUUUUUUAGCACUGUUCUAAUUUCAAAUUUUCACUAUAUGAAAUGUUAUAAAUCCAGGGCUACCUGUACAUAAUGGGGUAUCAUAGGAUGGAUGUCCUCCCCUAGUGGUUUCAUGUAGAUCAGUGGUUCUCAACCUUUUUAAUGCCGCGACCCCCAACCGGUCGU
Messenger RNA from Crotalus tigris (Tiger rattlesnake), 3662 nucleotides. Its product is annotated as zinc finger protein OZF-like. The coding region runs from base 694 to 2178 and encodes 494 amino acids. NCBI's taxonomy places the organism in Eukaryota, Metazoa, Chordata, Lepidosauria, Squamata, Viperidae. Gene Ontology annotation, molecular function: DNA-binding transcription factor activity; RNA polymerase II cis-regulatory region sequence-specific DNA binding. The transcript has a single exon. Gene Ontology annotation, biological process: regulation of transcription by RNA polymerase II. The record is from RefSeq and is a predicted model, not a curated record.